CUCUCUCUCUCUCUCUCUCUCUCUCUCUCUCUCUCUUCAAUGGCGUCUGUGAACCACCAGGACAACAUCCCAGGCGCCACUGGCACCGGCGCGUCCAAGAAAUCUCAGGCGCCGGCGAAAACCGCCGAUUCCCAAUCCGUUCUCAAAAGGCUUCAAUCCGAGUUGAUGGCUCUAAUGAUGGGUGGAGAUUCGGGGAUAUCUGCGUUUCCUGAGGAAGACAACAUAUUCUGCUGGAAAGGGACCAUCAAUGGAAGCAAAGACACGGUUUUCGAAGGGACUCAAUACAGAUUGUUGCUCUCUUUCCCCAAUGACUAUCCCUUUAAGCCUCCCAAGGUCAAGUUCGAGACUUUCUGCUUUCAUCCCAAUGUCGAUGUUCGCGGCCAUAUUUGCUUGGACAUUCUUCAGGAUAAAUGGUCUUCGGCUUAUGAUGUCAGAACCAUCCUCUUAUCGAUCCAGAGUCUUCUCGGAGAACCAAACACAAGCUCACCUUUGAACCCCCAUGCAGCGCAACUUUGGAGCAAUCAAGAAGAAUAUAGGAAGAUGGUGGAGAAAUUGUACAAGGCUCCAAACGCUUAA
This is a messenger RNA of Fragaria vesca subsp. vesca, 576 nucleotides long. RefSeq names its product ubiquitin-conjugating enzyme E2 19-like. The record is from RefSeq and is a predicted model, not a curated record. NCBI's taxonomy places the organism in Eukaryota, Viridiplantae, Streptophyta, Magnoliopsida, Rosales, Rosaceae. The transcript has 6 exons. The coding region runs from base 40 to 576 and encodes 178 amino acids.